AUGGCCAAGUCGAAGAAGAAUUUGAACCCGGACGAGGCUGUGCUCGAGGAAACCACCUCGGAUCCUCAAGACGUCGCUCACAGGGUGUUGGCCAUAGAGAUACCCGAGCAGACCAUCGGCCGCAUUGGCAACCUAGAGCGUGAAUUCGGCCAGAUCCGUAGAGACAUGGACAAGGCCGAGAAUCAUAGGCGGCGAGAAAUGGAUAGGCAAUUCGGCGAUCUCCAGCGCGACUUAGCCGAAAUGAGGAAGAACCAACAGAAAGAGAUGGACGAAGUCUGCGCCAUGUUUAGGGUUCUUGCUUCCAACCAGCAACAGGGAGUUGAAAGGGCUACUCAGGGCUCGAAUACACGACAAGACAAAGGUAAAGGUUUGCUAGUCGCACCGAACUACCAAACCGACACUGAGGUCGAUCCCAACAAUAUUUCGCAUAUUGGGACGAGUACAGAGGUAGGCCGAAGGAACACUAUGGCGCCCCCUCAAGAUCGGCAUCAACAAGAUGCCUACGGUGAAAGAACCCCCUGCGCUCCACGAUUUGCCCAUUGCAAUCAGAAUAGGGCAGAAUUUACUUCAGAAGGGGAGCAAGACGAGUCCCCAGCUCGUCAAAGAAGAGGAUCUCGAUUCCAUACUAGGCAGGAAGAGCGUCGAACCCCAUCAGUGCGCUAUGAGUUCCCUAAGUUUAAUAGGGAACACCUGCGUGAAUGGCUUUUCAUGGCAGAGCGUUAUUUCUUGUGUCACCACGUCCCCGAAGAGGAAUGGAUAGAGAUAGCUACAGCUAACAUGACAGGGGAAGCCACGACGCAUUUUCUGUGGUUCAACCACAAUACAGAUAAUCAGACGUGGGAGAAGUACAAGGCCAGUCUCCAACUACAAUUUGGAGAUUCGACUUUUAUCGAUUACGAUGAGGACUUGAAAAACAUAGUCCAGACCACUACCGUGCCCGCAUACAAGAGGCAAUUCGAACGCCUAGCCAGCAUGGUAAGAUGGCCAGAAAAGGCCCUCAUCGGAGCAUUAAAAGGUGCCCUUCGUAAUGACAUUAAGCGAGAGAUGAAAAUCCAUCGCUUUGAGAAGCUAGAAGAAUGCAUCGCCAUGGCACGCCUGUAUGAAGAGCGAAUCGAGGAGAGAAGAGCCGAGAAAAAGGCUCACAAAUUUGAUAAGCAGAGGAAGAAAAACUCCUACCCCUCUGGUUCUCGCAACAAUAGAAGGGAGUUAGUUCCUUACAAGAAGGAGAACGACCCACGGCCCUACCACAACUCCUACCAAGGGCAGGGCAAGAAACCGCCCCUACGCUACCUCACGCCUCAACAAAUAGAGGAAUACAGACGAAAGGGUCUGUGCUACAGAUGUGAGGGAAAAUGGGACAAAUAUCACAAGUGCCCAGCCUAUUUCUGGGUACAGGUGAUAAGUGAUGUAGACACAAGCUCGUGUACAGACAGCGACUCGUCUUCCAGUGCGUCUUAUGAGUCCAGUUCAUCCUCGUCCGAAGAGGAAGUGAUUCAGACACGCAGGCAUAGACACACCGAGAAAAAGAAAGAGGUCACCAAGGAAGAGGCUCCUACUAAAGAGGAGAAGCCUACCGAGGCUGAGUCUCUUCAUUCGAUGCAAAACCCAAACAAACCCAACUCGUUUAGGGUAUUUGGGAGGAUCAACGGCAAGAAGAUCCUCACAUUGUUGGAUAACGGGGCAACUAGAAACUUCCUAACAGAGGAAGCAGCCAGGAAAUGUAACGUCCUCUUGGAAUCCAGUCAACCCCAAACGAUUGUUGUGGGAGGGGGUCUAAGGCUGAAAUGCCUAAGUGAAGGGAAGAACAUGGAAAUAGUCAUAAAGAAAAAGUCCUUCAGAAUCGACUUCCUUGUCAUUCCCCUCGAUGGCGUCGACUUGAUUCUCGGUAUGCCCUGGUUCUUCACACUGGGCAUUAUUUCAUGGGACGUGAGGAAUUUCAGUAUGACCUUCACGCCCGAUGGAGAGACAGAGUCAAUGACCCUACAAGGGAUCACGAGCACUACUCGUCCCAAGGCUGCCUUACGAGCCAUAGAGGCUGCACAACCUGCGUGUUGGGUGAUGGCACUCGCUACGGAUGUGCCAGCAAAAGAAGAGCAAGAAGAGAUUGUGCCAGAACGAAUACAGAAGGUGUUCGACCAAUACGGGGACAUCUUUGAGGAGCCCAAGGGUCGUCCUCCUCCUAGAUCAUACGAUCACAAAAUCAUCAUGACACAAGGGGCCGAACCUGUAAAUGUACGGCCCUACCGGUAUGGAUACAACCAGAAGGCUGAGAUCGAGCGUCUGGUUAAAGAAAAUCUUGAAAGCGGCAUCGUUCAACCCAGCAGUAGUCCUUUUUCUUCUCCUGUUCUACUCGUGAAGAAGAAGGACAAUACAUGGCGCUUCUGUGUUGACUAUCACGCCCUAAACGAAGCCACAGUAAAAGAUCGCCAUCCCAUACCUGUGAUCGACGAGCUAUUGGAUGAACUAGCCGGAGCAACCAUCUUCUCCAAAAUUGAUCUUAGGGUCGGCUACCAUCAGAUUAGGAUGGACAAGGAUGAUGUUCCAAAGACCGCAUUUCGCACGCAUGACGGCCAUUACGAAUUUCUGGUCAUGCCCUUCGGUCUUACUAACACCCCUGCAACAUUCCAGAGAUGUAUGAAUGACAUCUUUCGACAGUACCUCCGGAACUUUAUUCUAGUCUUUUUCGAUGACAUUUUGAUAUACAGUCGCAGCGAGGAACUGCAUGAACAACAUCUCAACGUAGCUCUUCAAGUGUUAAGGGAUAACCAGUUGUAUGCAAAACGGUCCAAAUGCAGCUUUGGACAACCAAGCAUUGGUUAUCUGGGGCACAUCGUGUGCCAACAAGGGGUUCGGGCAGACCCCGAAAAAUUGGACGCCAUGCAAAGAUGGCCACUGCCUAAGGAUAUGAAAGGUCUCAGAGGCUUCCUAGGCCUCACAGGAUAUUAUCGGAGGUUUAUUCAAGGUUAUGGGCUUAUUGCACAACCUCUGACGCAGAUGUAA
Nymphaea colorata (pocket water lily) is the source of this 3000-nucleotide messenger RNA. RefSeq lists its product as uncharacterized. The transcript has a single exon. The record is from RefSeq and is a predicted model, not a curated record. Lineage: Eukaryota; Viridiplantae; Streptophyta; Magnoliopsida; Nymphaeales; Nymphaeaceae. The coding region runs from base 1 to 3000 and encodes 999 amino acids.